Messenger RNA from Ambispora leptoticha, 2052 nucleotides. The record is from the annotation of a GenBank genome assembly. Lineage: Eukaryota; Fungi; Glomeromycota; Glomeromycetes; Archaeosporales; Ambisporaceae.
AUGAGAUUAAACGAUUUAGUUUCUGAUGAAACUGACGCUGAUACUAUUCGUGGUGAUUCUUCAGAUGGGUCGGCAUAUUGUGAUAGCAAUAACAAAAGAAAGCGAGGAGGACGGUCGGAAGAUGGAUUUGAUAGUUCCUCGAGUUCAGGAUUGUCUGAGCCUCCAAGUGAUUCUUCUGACACAGAUUAUGAGCAACCAAGGAAAUCAAAAUCGACAUUAAAUUCCACGAUUAGAAAUAAUCUAAAGUCUAAUAAUAACGCCGUCAUGAAUCAUCAUCAACAACCACCUUCAGUAAUUAAAAGGGGACGAGGAAGACCGAAAAAAGAUCAAAGCAUAACAAUAGUACAUGUCAGUAAAGCUACUCGUGGACAUCGUGGACGAAUACCAAAGCCAAAACCUGCUCCAAUAAGGAUCCCUUCUAAAAUAGGUCGGGUCAGGCGGAAAAGUUUUGACCCUCGUGACGUGAUGGCCACUGAUAGAGCUGGUCAAACUAAUUUACACAUUGCAUGUCAGCAGAAUAAUUUAGAGGCCGUUAAAGAUUUAAUUUCCAGAGGGGCAGACAUCAAUGCUCAGGACAAUAGUGAUUGGACUCCACUGCACGAGGCAGCGUAUGCUGGGCAUAUAGAAAUAGUAGAUUAUUUACUGGAGAAUGGUGCACGAGUUAAUGCUGUGGAUCAAGAAGGGGACACGCCUCUUCAUGAUGCUUGUUAUCAGGAACACUCAAAAGUGGUGAAAUUAUUAUUAGAAUAUGGUGCAGAUGUUGAGAAGAGAAAUGACAAAAAUAAGAAACCGGAUGAACUUACCUCAACAAAGGAGAUAUUAAAUUUAAUACAUACGCCAGUGAAUUUCCCUAAAAGCCCAAAAAUAAAAAAUAUACAGCCUCCAAUCACUCCAAGUCUGACUUUAGCGUUUGACUCAUUACAAACAAAUGAACCGAAUUCACCUAUCACAAAAAAGCCCACGAGAGCAAAGAGUUCCCGUGAAGAUUUACCAAAAGGGCGUUCUUCCACACGGAAUCAACGUGCAUCUGUUCCAAAUGAUGCUCUCCGCUUAGAACCUCGAUUCAAAGAUAAAGAAACUGGGCGAACACAUCUUCACAACCAUGCGAAAAAGGGACGUGUUCAAGAAAUCAGUUUAUUAUUAGAAACUUAUGCGAAUCCAAACGCUGCUGAUUUCGAAGGGCGGACACCACUUCAUGAUGCGGCUUUUGAAGGACAUUUAGACGCUAUAACCGUCCUUUUGGCUUUUCAAGGAAAUCCAAAUGCAAAGGAUAAAAUAAAUAAAAAUACGCCGCUUCACGAAGCAGCUCGUAAAGGUCAUGCUCAAAUUGUGGAGUUGCUAAUUCAGAAUGGAGCUGAUCCUGAUGCAAUUAAUGAAUUAGGAAAAACUCCUUUCAAUUUGUCUAAAAAUGAAGAAGUAAGAAAUAUAUUAAGGCGCGUUUACACUGAACGGGGAAUUCCAUAUGAAGAUGACAUUGAAUCGAUCACGCACUCAUCUCCAAUGUAUACGGAUGAAUUGGAAUCGCCAAUUUCACCAAAGUCGCCGGUUUUGGACAUUGUAUAUAGUAAUUCAAAAUCAAAUAAUAGUAUUAACGGAAAAAGUUAUGGCAACGGACAUCUUCAUCAUAUCAGCGGAAUUGAAAACUUCAAACUUACAUCAUCGCCAGAAGAAAUAAAAUUAGAAUUUUCGUCAACCCCUGAUCAUAAAAUAAAUGGGAAGUCUGGGCCAGAAGAAAAUUUUCUUGCGUCACCACCUCGUUCGUUAACCCCCACUCGAAUCGCAAAUACAAGAACCACGAUAACGAGGUUUAAUUUACCACCGCCUGGUUCUGAUUUUUCUGCAAAACCAUCAUUACUACCAUCACCAUCUUUUACUACAACAAAUGGAACUAAUGGCAAUAUAUCAUCUAGUCAUGAACCAGUGUCAUCAUCAAGGUCGACUCCCAGCUCACCCAAAGAACCAUCGGCGACAUCAAGAUUGGCUAACUUUGCUUUGCCUAUAAAGUUUCAACGGAAAUUGGCCAAUGCAUGUAUAGUGCAGCGGGAGGAAUAA